CCUGGGUUUCGGAACGCGUUUCUGAUUGGCUUUUCGAUCCUGACCAUAGAGAGCAGUGGCUAGAGCGCCCGCCGAGUCAGCCAUUGAACGUUCCCGUUGAGUACGCGCAAGUAGGAGAAAUACGUGCUUCCCUCUGCUUCGGGACAGAGCCCGUAAGGUAACAGACAUCGCCUCUGUCUGGGAAAACACAGCUGAUUUUCUGUCUGUACGACAAACCUCACUAGCCACCUGCUAAGUUCACAAUGCCUGCAGCGGUGGUAGAUAAUAGCCAGGUGAUAUGCGAGGUGUGGGCUGUCAACUUAGAGGAGGAGAUGCGUAAAAUUAGAGAGCUUGUUCGAACACAUGGCUACAUAGCAAUGGACACAGAGUUUCCUGGUGUUGUGGUGAGGCCCAUCGGUGAAUUCCGGAGUACAAUAGAUUAUCAAUACCAACUGUUACGCUGUAAUGUUGAUCUUCUGAAAAUCAUUCAGCUUGGGCUUACUUUUACGAAUGAAAAGGGGGAGUACCCACCUGGCAUCAACACGUGGCAGUUCAACUUCAAGUUUAACCUCACCGAGGAUAUGUAUUCUCAGGAUUCUAUUGACUUGUUGGCAAAUUCUGGGCUUCAGUUCCAAAAGCAUGAAGAGGAAGGCAUAGACACACUGACCUUUGCAGAGCUGCUUAUGACAUCCGGUGUGGUGUUGUGUGACAAUGUGAAGUGGCUUUCAUUUCACAGUGGCUAUGACUUUGGCUAUAUGGUAAAGCUUCUCACGGAUUCCCGUCUGCCUGAGGAGGAACAUGAGUUUUUCCAUAUCUUAAAUCUCUUUUUCCCGUCUAUCUAUGAUGUCAAGUAUCUGAUGAAGAGCUGUAAAAACCUAAAGGGAGGUCUUCAGGAGGUAGCUGACCAGUUGGACUUGCAGAGGAUUGGUAGGCAACAUCAAGCAGGCUCAGACUCUCUGCUGACGGGCAUGGCAUUCUUCAGGAUGAAGGAGUUAUUUUUUGAGGACCACAUUGAUGAUGCCAAAUAUUGCGGUCGCCUCUAUGGACUGGGUACAGGGGUGGCUCCAAAGUCCAAUGAGGAAGCGGAGGAGAAAAUUAGCAUCAUGUCUCUGAUCAAUAAUGGGCAGCAGUAAAGUGUCAUUCCAUUACUCGCCUUCUGUCAACACAUCACAUAUCGGUAUCUCUUUGUUUAAGCCAUGGGAUAUUAUCCGUUCCUGUCAUCAACGCAAUGCCAGAGCCAUUCACAGUUACUCCCAAUGACCAACGACAGAGUCACUAUAAUAUAUAUAUAUAUAUAUAUAUAUAUAUAUAUAUAUAUAUAUAUAUAUAUAUAUUGAUCUGCUUAAUCAUUUUCGUUACUUUCGUAGUUUUUACUGCAAGAUGUCAAGUUCUUCCUGCAAGUGCCCUGCUUUGCCACACCACACGGGUACAGAAGAGAGAGACUCACCAGUGAAGUACAGAGCCAUUGAGGUUUUUUCAUCUGCCGUUGCAAACUUUCCUUUGCUUUCGGGUUAACCAGCUUUCUCAUGGGCAUACUUGGCAAUUCCAAUAUCAGCACUAAGAGUCCCAGAGUGCCUUGGGAAAGCGUAGGGUUUGCCCCCUUUGAUUUCAGUGCCAGAACAUAAAGCACCUUUAAGAUUUUAAUGAAAUGAAAGAAAAAAAAAUGAUGGGAACAACUGCUGAGCAUCUCCCAUCAUUUCUCUUUAGCUUAAUUAACUGUGUCAUUUAGUUUUCACCCUGCAUGUUGAUGGCCGUAAUGAAUGUAAUUGGUAAGGAGGAGAAUUAGUUAUGCAGUUGAGAUGCCUUGAUGUGUUUCUACAGAAAGGUGCCUGCGUUUAGAAAAAAAAAAUGAAAUGUGAAACAAAACAUGAAAUUUCUGGCACAAUUAAAUCCCAGUGUUCUUUCUGGUAGAUUAAUAGGGCAGAAAUACUUACUAACCCGUCCCUGAAUGCCCACUACUGCUCUGUGAAAUGGAAAUGUCCAAGUAAGUCUAAAAGAAAAAAGUGUUUUGAAAUUAAAAAAAAAAAAAUCCUAUCUGGAAAUUGAAUGCCACAAUUUCAUACUGUCAAGAAUUGCAAUUUUUUUUACACUGGACAUUUAGAAACAAAAAAACAUUUGCAGAUACCCAAGUCGUUUUAAAAGCUUAAAAUUGAGCUUUUUAUCCCAGUCCUAAUUAGAUUUUUUUUUUUUAAUUGGCUUUAAAGCUACUGGAGUUGCCUUCUCUGGGUUACCUACUUGUAAAAAAAAAAUGUAAUCUGCACAGAUGGAAAAGAAGCUGAAAGCAGUGGAAAAGAAAAAAAGAAAAGAUUUGACUUAAAAGUCUUGAGAUUUUAUCCAGUGAGUUUUGUAAUCCAUAUUCCAUUGUAAUGAGCUGGAGUCUGAAAUGCGUGUAAAUAUUAUUUAUGUUUUUAAAUUUGUAAAAUAAAGAAAUGGUUUGUUUU
This is a messenger RNA of Xenopus laevis (African clawed frog), 2420 nucleotides long. RefSeq names its product CCR4-NOT transcription complex subunit 8. NCBI's taxonomy places the organism in Eukaryota, Metazoa, Chordata, Amphibia, Anura, Pipidae. The record is from RefSeq and is a predicted model, not a curated record. Bases 243 to 1112 code for a protein of 289 amino acids. The transcript is spliced from 7 exons.